AUGUCUAACAACAUCAUCUCUUUGAUAGACGAAGAUGUAGUGAAACAAGAGGCAAUUUCAGUCUUCUCACCAAACAAUCCCACCCCAACUGAGACGAUCUUCCUAUCGAAUAUCGAUCAGGCAGUAACUUUUCCAGUGGAAACUGUCUUCUUCUAUGAAGCUCCGCCAUGUUCAUCCACUGCUGGAGUUGCUGAAAUGGUGAGAAAAGCUGUGGAGAAUGUGUUGCUCAUCCCAUACUAUUUCAUGGCCGGGAGGCUGAGCUUCAACGACGAGAGCAAGAGGCUAGAACUCAUCUGCAACAACACGGGAGUCUUGUUUGUGAGCGCAGAAUCAAGAUUCUCUCUCGAGGAUCUUGGCAACCUCUCUCAUCCCAACCCAACCUUCCAUCGCUUCGUUCAUCGACCCGGCCUUUAUAAAAGCUUACCGGAAACUGCAAUUUUCACUGUUCAGGUGACAAAAUUUGCAUGUGGUGGGUUCGCACUAGGGUUUGUAACAAACCAUGCAAUUCUGGAUGGGAAAUCAGCGAGCCAAAUGUUCCAAGAUCUUGGCUCAAUCUGCAGAGGAGAUGCAGAAGAAAUAAAAAAGAAAUCAAUCAACAACGAGCGCAGUUGCAUCAAAUCAAGAACACCACCCCAAAUCGAUUUCCCACACAAGGAAUACAUCCAGCUCGGCAAAACAUCAUCUCUAGCUUCAUCUUUCACCUCCCAAGCGCGGAAUUCUCCAUCUCCAUUAAUCUUCUCUGACAAGUACACCCACAGAGUGCUGCGCUUCACCUCGGAGAUGCUCAAGCUGCUCAAGGACAAGGCCGAGAUCAAGUGCUCGACGUUCGAGGCCAUCGUGGCCCACAUAUGGCGGGCGAGGACCAUGGCUUACUUCAAUGAUGAGGACCGGGAUCGGGAAUCGAUGGUCCUCUUCGCAGUGGAUGUGAGGGAGAGGGUGUCGCCGCCGCUGCCUGGGAGUUUCGCGGGGAACGCGGUGAUCACGGCGUUUGCAAGCGCGAGGGUGGGGGAUUUGGUGGGGAGGCCGGCGUGGUUCGGGGUGGAGAUGGUGAGGAGAGGGAGGGAGAGGGUGACGCCGGAGUAUAUAAGGUCGGUGAUCGACUGGCUGGAGGUGUAUAAAGGGAUUCCGGCGACGGGGGGCGGCGGGUUCUAUGUGUCGGCAUGGUGGAAGCUGCCGUUUGGGGAGGUGGAUAUAGGGUUUGGGAGGCCGAAGCAUGCGGGGCCGAUUGUGAGUGGGAAUGAUGAGUUUGUGGUGCUGUUGGGACAAGGACAAGAUGGUCAAGGGAUUAAUGUGUGGAUUGGGUUGGACAAGGACAAGAUGGACACCUUUCUCUCAUGUGUCUAUCAGAUUUAGUUAUCGUUUUAAUAAACUUAUUAAAUAAUGUGCCCUUUAACAUAGAUUCCAAAUACUACAAAUCUAGAGUAUUUUAUAUUUUAUG
Salvia hispanica is the source of this 1438-nucleotide messenger RNA. Its product is annotated as acyltransferase GLAUCE-like. NCBI's taxonomy places the organism in Eukaryota, Viridiplantae, Streptophyta, Magnoliopsida, Lamiales, Lamiaceae. Gene Ontology annotation, molecular function: acyltransferase activity, transferring groups other than amino-acyl groups. The record is from RefSeq and is a predicted model, not a curated record.